Messenger RNA from Salvia miltiorrhiza (redroot sage), 1817 nucleotides. Its product is annotated as fatty acyl-CoA reductase 2, chloroplastic-like. Gene Ontology annotation, molecular function: alcohol-forming very long-chain fatty acyl-CoA reductase (NADP+) activity. Gene Ontology annotation, biological process: suberin biosynthetic process; long-chain fatty-acyl-CoA metabolic process. The transcript has 9 exons. Bases 72 to 1700 code for a protein of 542 amino acids. Gene Ontology annotation, cellular component: intracellular membrane-bounded organelle. The record is from RefSeq and is a predicted model, not a curated record. Lineage: Eukaryota; Viridiplantae; Streptophyta; Magnoliopsida; Lamiales; Lamiaceae.
CGUAAUACCAUACACUCUCAAAAUUAAACUUAAUAGUUUUGGUUUUGAGAGUUUAGAGCUAAGUAAACAUAAUGUUUUUGGGUGCAGCUGCUACCUCAUUGUUCUAUCCUCCAAUCAAACCUUCUUUUGUUACGAAAUAUUUCACCAAAACAAACCUGCACUUUGCUGCAAAUCAUCCUACUAAAAUGAGUGCUAUUAGUCGGAAAAAUGAGCAAACACAUUCCUUCUUCACUUCUUGCUGCCACCCACCGACGUCGGAACUCAAAGCAGCGGCGGCGGCGGCGGUUGAUUCUCAAGAUGGGCACACAGGAAUAGGUAUCCUUGAAUUUUUUCAAGGGAAGAACAUUUUUGUUACUGGUGCAACUGGUCUCCUUGGAAAAGUUGUUGUGGAAAAGCUAUUAAGAUCAACCUCGAUGGGAAAAAUCUACUUGCUAGUAAAGGCAAAAGACAAGGAAGCUGCGUUUGAUAGAUUACAAAGCGAAAUAAUAAGUUCGGAGUUGUUCGCAAGCGUGAAAGAAAAAUAUGGGACAUCUUAUAUAGGUUUGGUAAAGGAGAAGCUAAUACCAAUUGUGGGAGACAUAUGCAAACCAAAUAUGGGAAUGGAUUCUGAAUCUAUUGAUGCUGUUAGGAAAGAUGUACAUGUUAUCAUCCAUUCUGCAGCUUCCACGACCUUCAAUGAGAGGUAUGACUUGUUAGUUGAUUCAAAUGUGAUUGCGCCUCAACGACUGAUGAGAUUUGCCAAGACAUGCAAUAAACUCCAGCUCUUCACACAUAUAUCAACGGCUUAUGUUAAUGAGAGAAGAGAAGGUAUAAUAUCGGAAGAGUCGAUGAUUAUGGGAGGAGAUGACGGUGUGGUUGAUGUAGCUAAUGAAAUUAGCUUGCUUCUCAAAUCAUCCCCAAACAAUAAUGACGCUACCAAUUAUUUCAGAAAGCUGGGCCGACAGAGAGCUGAAAUGUUGGGAUGGAGUACUACAUAUCAGCUAAGUAAAGCUAUGGGUGAGAUGUGUCUGAAUGAAAUAAGAGGAGAUGUUCCUCUCCUAAUAAUUAGGCCAUCCAUUAUAGAGAGUUGUUACAAUGAACCUCUCCCGGGUUGGAUACAAGGAAUGAGGAUGUGUGAUCCAAUUAUCAUAAGGUAUGGGAGAGGACAGCUCCCAGCUUUUGUUGCAAAUCCUCAAGCACCUAUGGAUCUUAUACCGGUGGAUUUAGCAGCGAAUACGGUGAUUGCCGCUAUUGCAAAGUGUGGAAAUAUGGAUAUGCAAGAAGCCGUUGUGUACCACGUGGCAUCUAGCCAUUCGAAUCCUAUAACACUAUCCGACUUCUUUGAAUAUCUUCAUCAAUACUUCAAAGCGGCUCCUUUGAGAGGUGAGAGACCAGAAAUCGCAAAAAUCAAAAUUUUCGAAAAUUUCGAUGAAUUCUCGAAAUGCACGAGAGAGGAAAUUUUGGGAGUUGGUGAAGAUGGAAACAAGAGUAUUCGAGAGUGCAAUGCCAAAGCUGAAUUUAUUGAGCAACUUUGUAAGACGUAUGAAUUCGUGGUAUUCUCCAAAGCAAGGUUUCAUACAGGAAAUACGCAUAAGUUAAUUGAAGAAAUGUCAAAGGUGGAGCAACUUAAGUUUGAAGUGGAUGUCAAGAAUAUCAACUGGAAAAAGUAUUUACAAGAAAUUCACAUCCCAGGACUCAUAAAAAGUAUUUAUAUGCAAUAAAUGGCUAGCUAUAGUACUCCAUCCAAGAAUUUGUUCAUGACUUUGAAGCUCUAUUGCAGUUUACUUUGAUGAAAAACAAGAGAAUACAUUAUAUUUUCACCUAUUUUUUUAUCAUUA